GGACUUUCCACCAAUCACCGACGCGCUGUCGGUCCAUAUCUUGAGCGGAUGGAACACGACCUGCCGCUCGUGAGCGUGGUCCGCGCGGCCAAGCUGGCGCUGCCUAGCAAGGCCGGGCUCACGAAGGAAGGGAAGGAGCUGCUGCAGACGGCCGCUGGCGUCUUUGUGCUCUACCUCACGGCGGCAGCCGACGACGAGUGCAAGACCAAGGGCCGCCAAACCAUCUCGGGCAACGACGUCUUCAAGGCGCUCCAGGACGUCGACUUUGCGCAGCUGGUCGCGCCGACCGCCGAUUUUCUCCAGCGAGCCAAGGCGACGGCCAAGAAGCCCAAGGCCAAGGCGACCAAGGACGACGCCAUGGGCCACGACGACAACGACGAGAACGAGCAUGCGGACGAAGAAACCAAGGAAAUGGAUCUUGACGACGAAGAAGAGACCAAGGAAGAAGCAUAAGCCGUCAUACAUAUUACGAAGUUGCAUCUAUGCCAUGUCGACGUCGUCGUCCCCGUCGGUGGCGUCCCGCAUAAUGACCACGUGGCUG
This is a messenger RNA of Saprolegnia diclina VS20, 541 nucleotides long. RefSeq lists its product as hypothetical. The record is from RefSeq and is a predicted model, not a curated record. Lineage: Eukaryota; Oomycota; Saprolegniomycetes; Saprolegniales; Saprolegniaceae. Gene Ontology annotation, biological process: DNA damage response; heterochromatin formation; leading strand elongation. The transcript has 2 exons. The coding region runs from base 49 to 453 and encodes 134 amino acids. Gene Ontology annotation, molecular function: chromatin DNA binding; protein heterodimerization activity. Gene Ontology annotation, cellular component: epsilon DNA polymerase complex; CHRAC.